This is a messenger RNA of Drosophila yakuba, 1277 nucleotides long. It is a transcript of the gene Or94a, whose product is annotated as odorant receptor 94a. Gene Ontology annotation, cellular component: plasma membrane. Gene Ontology annotation, molecular function: olfactory receptor activity; odorant binding. The record is from RefSeq and is a predicted model, not a curated record. Gene Ontology annotation, biological process: sensory perception of smell; detection of chemical stimulus involved in sensory perception of smell. Bases 114 to 1277 code for a protein of 387 amino acids. NCBI's taxonomy places the organism in Eukaryota, Metazoa, Arthropoda, Insecta, Diptera, Drosophilidae. The transcript has 2 exons.
GUAUCAUGAGCUCUGUUCUUUAAGUAUGUACACAUAAUUGCCGCUAAUUAUCGAGCCCAUUUAGAGCUAUAAAAGCUGAAGGCCCAGGGCAAAUAGAGCCAGGACUAAGCACCAUGGAUAGCCACAAGGAUCGCAUUGAAUCCAUGCGCCUGAUUCUUCGGGUCAUGCAACUAUUUGGCCUCUGGCCCUGGUCCUUGGAAUCGGAAGAGGAGUGGACUUGCACCGGUUUCGUGAAGCGCCACUAUCGCUACCUGCUGCACCUGCCCAUAACCUUCACGUUCAUUGGACUCAUGUGGCUGGAGGCCUUCAUCUCGAGCAAUCUGGAGCAGGCUGGCCAGGUGCUGUACAUGUCCAUCACCGAGAUGGCUUUGGUGGUGAAAAUCCUCAGUAUUUGGCACCAUCGCACCAAAGCCUGGCGGCUGAUGCAGGAGUUCCAAUACGCUCCGGACUACCAACUUCACAGCCAGGAGGAGAUGGAUUUCUGGCGCCGGGAGCAGCGUUACUUCAAGUGGUUCUUCUACAUCUACAUCCUGAUUAGCCUGGGCGUCGUGUACAGUGGCUGCACUGGGGUACUGUUCCUGGAGGAUUACGAACUGCCCUUCGCCUACUACGUGCCCUUCGAGUGGCGCAAUGAGAGGAGGUACUGGUUCGCCUAUGGUUACGACAUGGCGGGCAUGACGCUGACCUGCAUCUCAAACAUCACCCUGGACACCCUGGGCUGCUAUUUCCUAUUCCACAUCGCCCUUCUCUACCGACUGCUCGGUCUUCGAUUGAGGGAACUGAAGAAUGUGCAGGAUGAUGCCACUUUUGGCCAGGAGUUGCGUGCCAUCUUCAUACUGCAUCAGAGGAUUAGAAGAUUGACCCUGACCUGCGAGAGUAUUGUAUCUCCCUAUAUACUAUCUCAGAUCGUGUUGAGUGCCCUGAUCAUCUGCUUCAGUGGAUACCGCCUGCAGUAUGUGGGAAUUCGCGAUAAUCCCGGCCAGUUCAUAGCCAUGCUGCAGUUCGUCAGCGUGAUGAUUCUGCAGAUCUUCCUGCCCUGCUACUACGGCAACGAGAUCACCGUGUAUGCCAACCAGCUGACCAACGAGGUGUACCACACCAAUUGGCUGGAGUGUCGUCCACCGAUUCGCAAGUUACUGAAUGCCUACAUGGAGCACCUGAAGAAACCCGUGACCAUCCGGGCUGGCAACUUCUUCGCCGUGGGAUUGCCCAUUUUUGUUAAGACCAUUAACAACGCCUACAGUUUCUUAGCUUUAUUACUGAAUGUAUCAAAGUAA